Penicillium lagena is the source of this 3414-nucleotide messenger RNA. RefSeq names its product DEAD/DEAH box helicase. NCBI's taxonomy places the organism in Eukaryota, Fungi, Ascomycota, Eurotiomycetes, Eurotiales, Aspergillaceae. The record is from RefSeq and is a predicted model, not a curated record. The transcript has a single exon. Gene Ontology annotation, molecular function: ATP-dependent chromatin remodeler activity; ATP binding; chromatin binding. Gene Ontology annotation, cellular component: nucleus. Bases 1 to 3414 code for a protein of 1137 amino acids.
AUGGAAGACUCGGUGCCAGACACGCCCAUCCGGGACAGAAAGAAUUUCCCCGGCACCCCCACGGACGAGACAGAGUAUGAGACUAUCGCCACUGUGCCCAUUGCGGCGCCGACAUUCACUCCCUCCCAGCGAUGGACGCAGCCAACACAAUUGAUUGACGGGCCCUAUUCACGUCCCCACAAUGUCCCUAUUCAAGUCGCUGCCUCUUCCCCAACCGGACCUACUUCUUCACCCCCUCAACGCUUCCCCCAAGGCGGCAUUUUAUCGUCCCUCAUCGCCCCUUCUGGCACCCACUUUCGGCCACCCCCUACCAUGACUGGUCCUGCAAAGCGUACACCGGUCUUCGAUCUCGAGGACGGCCCCACCUACCGCGGUGGUUCCUCGGACGAAGAGACUCUGCAAAGCACAGACAUCAAGCCAGCCAUGUUCGAAAAGUCGGCCCGCAGCCCUGAGAAAGUUGUCGAGUCGCCUGUCCGCCCUGCCAUGAGCGCUUUGGAACGCUUCCGGGAGCUCACUGCUUCAUACACCGCCGGAAACAUGAAACGCUCCGCCGACCAGAUGAGCCCGACCGGCGAAAAGGGGGUUGCGGUCAAGAAGGCUCGCCAGGAUGCGCCAGCGCGGGCGCAGCCUGUUCAGCCCCAAUACCUGUCGGUACAGGACAUUGGUGACUACCGGGUCAGAGUCAAGGUCGAGCGACUGUUGAUGGUGAUGCCGAACAAAACGAUUCAAGCCUGCGUCGAUGCGCUGAUCCGCGCGAAUGGAAACUACGAUGGGGCUUUGGAAUAUCUUGCCAACAGCGACGAUGCAGAUAAAAGGAAUGGCCGUUAUUCUCCUCUCAUCAUUGAGUCUUCGGACGAUGAAUUGAGUACCCCGGCAGCAGCCCCGGUCCCGAUGCAAGCGGCCAAGCAGAACAUCAAGGCUCGCGGCACUAUUCAGGACAAGUGGGCUGCAAUGAAACUGCCAGGUGCCAGGGAUCAAGGCUCUUCGGAUGAAUCCAAACCUCGUCGACGCUUGAUGCGUGGUCCCAUGUCUCGUUCAUCUCCGGAUGGAACCUCCUCGUUUUCAGCCAUUUCGAUUCCAGACGCCAAUACCCCGCCGCCAAAGAAGCUGAACCGUCUCAAGCAAGGCCGACGGGUGGUAUCGCUGCGCUCCGAAUCUCCGGAAGCAGCUAUGAGCGACUCGGAGGAUUCAGAUGUUGUUGUACAAGAACCCGGUUCUUCAGGCAUCGACGAGAAAGUGCUGAGGUUCUUCAACACCUGCAACACAAAGGACCUGGCGGAUAUUGCUGCCGUCCCUGAAGAAACUGCCAAACUGAUAACCGACCACCGUCCCUUCGCAUCGCUCGGGGACGUACGGGUAGUCAGUGAGCCAGCUCCAGCCAAAGAUGAGACGAAACCCAAGAAACGAGGACGCAAAUCACUCAAGGCCAUAGGUGACAAGAUCGUUGAUAAAUGUCUGGAUAUGUGGACGGGAUAUAUGGCGAUUGAUGCUCUUGUUGCCGAAUGCGAGGCUCUGGGUCAGCCUGUUGCCGCCGAGAUGAAGAAAUGGGGGAUCGACAUUUUUGGCAAGCGAGGAGAUCUGGAGAUCACCUCUCUGGAUGCUGCUGCCCCCAAGUCCCACGACUCUGGAAUCGCUACGCCGUCAUCCAACCGUGCCGAUGACAGUUCCGACAGUGACGGUCCUGCGUCUGUUUCCCGCAAGACCUCUCGGUUCAUCUCUCAGCCGGCUAUCAUGUCAAAUGAUCUGGAGAUGAAGGAUUAUCAGGUUGUUGGUAUCAAUUGGUUAGCUCUCUUGUUUGAGCAGGAACUGAGCUGUAUUCUGGCCGACGAUAUGGGUCUUGGUAAAACCUGCCAGGUCAUUGCAUUCCUUGCGCACCUCUACGAAAAGGAUAUCAAAGGUCCGCACCUAGUCGUGGUCCCCUCGUCGACACUCGAGAACUGGCUCCGCGAGUUCCAAAAAUUCUGCCCGACCCUUUCGGUUAUGCCCUACUACGCUGGGCAAAAUGAGCGUGCGCUGAUUCGUGAGCAAAUUGAAGAUAAUCGUGACAGCAUCAAUGUCGUGAUUACAACAUACACGAUCGCCAAGGCCAAAGUCGACGCCAAGUUUCUGCGGGAUAUGGACUUUACUGUCUGCGUCUACGAUGAGGGUCACAUGUUGAAGAACCAUCAAUCAAUUCUGUAUGAAAAACUCAUUCGCAUCCCCGCCCGGUUCCGACUGCUGCUCACGGGCACGCCGCUCCAAAACAACCUGCAAGAACUGGCGUCGCUGCUCGGGUUUAUCCUGCCUAAUGUCUUCAAGGAGCAUAAGGAGGAGCUGCAGUUGGUCUUCUCGAACAAAGCGAAGACUAACGACGAGUCCCAUGCCACGCUGCUCUCAGCGCAGCGCAUCGAGCGCGCCAAGUCCAUGCUCAAGCCGUUUGUGCUCCGCCGCAAGAAGCACCAGGUUAUCGAUCUUCCCAAGAAGCACCUCCAUGUCGAGUACUGCGACAUGAACCCCUCGCAGCGCGAGAUCUACGAACACGAAAAAGAACGAGUCCGCCAACUCCUCGAAGACCGUGCCGCGGGCAAGAAGACUGGCAGCAAGACCACCCAUGUCAUGAUGAAGCUCCGCCAGGCUGCAAUCCACCCUCUUCUCGCACGGCGUCACUUCUCGGAUACCGUUCUCCGCAAGAUGGCCAAGGCAUGCCUAAAGGAAGAGCAAUGGGCGCUGUCCAACCCGGACAUCAUCUUCGAAGAGCUCCAACCCUACAACGACUUCGAAUGCCAUGAGAUGUGUCUCAAGAACCCGUCCUCACUGGGCAAGUUCAAACUCAAGGACGCCGAGUGGAUGGACUCGGGCAAGAUCGACCUCCUCCGCAGCCUCUUAACCCGCUUCAUCGCCAACGGCGACCGCGCUCUCGUCUUCUCCCAAUUCACCCUCGUCCUCGACAUCCUGGAGUCCGUGCUCGAGACCCUGAAAAUCGACUUCGUCCGCCUCGACGGCCGCACCAGCGUCGAAGACCGGCAGUCCAUCCUAGACGCCUUCCACGAACGCACCGAGAUUCCCGUGUUCUUACUGUCCACCAAAGCCGGCGGCGCGGGCAUCAACCUCGCCUGCGCGAACAAGGUCAUCAUCUUCGACUCCUCGUUCAACCCGCAGGAAGACGUCCAGGCCGAGAACCGCGCCCAUCGCGUCGGCCAGACCCGCGAGGUGGAGGUGUUCCGGCUCGUCACGCGUGAUACUAUCGAGGAGCAGAUCUUUGCGCUGGGGAAGACGAAGUUGGCGCUUGAUCAGGCUGUCGCGGGUGAGGAUGAGGCGGGCGCGAAGAAGAACGAAGAGGCUAAUAUGAAGGUUGUGGAGGAUAUGGUGUUUGGGGAUUUGGAGCCGAAUGCUGAAAAUGGGGUUGUCCCGGUGAAUGGGGAGAGCGAGGACUAG